Molecule: messenger RNA, 1880 nt
Organism: Lactuca sativa (garden lettuce)
Lineage: Eukaryota; Viridiplantae; Streptophyta; Magnoliopsida; Asterales; Asteraceae
Source: RefSeq, a predicted model, not a curated record
CCAACGAUCUUCCACGCUCUCAAAUAAACAAUUCGCAUCAAUCAUCAUAGAAUUUUGUCUGUUCAAAGAUUCUUCGUGCAAGCUUUUACAAUCAGCUUUCAUGAAUUUAAUCGAUCUCCCAUGAAAUCAUUUCGUAAUCUCUCCGUUUAGUUACUUCUAUUUUGCUCCGUGGAACUUACUCAGGAGAUUAGAAGCUGUAACUGGUGUUUGAUAGAGUAGAAAUUUGAGCACUGUUUUCGCCUCAAAUCUAGGGUUUCUUCUGCUGUAGCUCAUUUCAGAUUACGAUCUAGGCUGAGUUGAUUUGCAUUAUGUUUGCAUUGGUUGAUUUCGUUUUCUCCCGAUUUCUCUCUCCACCUUGUUUGUUUCUGAAUGCCGUAUGUGGUUUGGUGAAAUAAAUCAGAUUUUGACGAACUAAAAUCAAUUGAUCAUCGUUCUUCAAGCCUCAAUAAUCGUUCACAUUCAAACACAGGUUAUGAAUCACUCAACCUGAUAGAUUCACAAGAGUUCUAAAAGGGCAUCCAGUUCAGAAUAAACAUGGGAACACCUAUGCGCAGUGGAAUGAUAAGAAGACCAAAUGAGACAAUGAGGCUAAUAGUAACAACUUUUAUCAGUAUUGUAUUUGGAUUCUUUUUAGGAGUAUCCUUCCCAACAAUUUCAUUAACCAAGAUGAACCUUCCAUCUACUCUACUUCCAUCCAUUGAUCUUGGUUACAUAGAGGACAAAUACUCAGGCCUCUCAUCACAAGCCCUCUUGAAUGUUUGGUCUUUAAUAAGGCAUCACAAGGGAUUAUCAUCAUAUGAACCAGAGGACACAAAGAUAUGGGUGUCAACAAAUCCUCAAGGUGCUCAAAGACUCCCACCAGGUAUCGUUGCAUCUGAGUCUGAUCUCUACCUCAGAAGACUCUAUGGUAUACCCAGUGAGGAUUUGAUUAUCAAACCAAGGUACCUUGUAACAUUUACAGUGGGUUAUGAGCAGAAGGAAAACAUUGAUAAAGCUGUGAAGAAGUUCUCAGAGAACUUCUCAAUUUUAUUGUUUCACUAUGAUGGUCGAACAACUGAAUGGGAUGAAUUUGAAUGGUCAAAGAGAGCUAUACAUGUCAGUGUUCUCAAGCAAACUAAAUGGUGGUAUGCAAAACGAUUUUUGCAUCCAGAUAUAUUGGCGCCUUAUGAUUAUAUAUUCAUCUGGGAUGAGGAUCUUGGAUUGGAGGAUUUUGAUGCUGAAAGGUAUAUAAGUUUGGUUAAGAAGCAUGGAUUAGAAAUUUCUCAGCCAGGUUUAUCAGCUAAUAGUGGAUUAACAUGGCAAAUGACAAGGAAAAGAGAUGAUAGUGAAGUGCACAAAGAAGCUGAGGAAAGGGAUGGGUGGUGCACGGAUCCACAUUUGCCACCAUGUGCAGCAUUUGUUGAGAUUAUGGCCCCUGUUUUCUCCCGGAAUGCAUGGCGUUGUGUUUGGCAUAUGAUCCAGAACGACUUGGUCCAUGGAUGGGGUUUGGACUUUGCUCUUAGGAGAUGUGCCGAGCCCGCUCACGAAAAGAUAGGAGUCGUAGACGCUCAGUGGAUUGUUCAUCAAACGGUUCCUUCACUCGGGAACCAGGGAAACUCCGAGAAUGGAAAGGCACCAUGGGAAGGGGUGAGAGAGAGGUGUCAAAAGGAGUGGGCAACGUUUCAAUCACGGAUGACAUUAGCUGAAAGAGCGUAUUUAAAGGAGAAGGGGAUCGAAUACAAUACUUCAACAAAUGGUUAGUGGGUUUUGGAUUUUGUUUAAAUUAAAUAAAUUUUAUAAAUUAAUGUAAGUAUAACUAAUGGAGAUAUAGUUAUGUAGUGUUUGGUAAAAAGGAAAACAUUUUAAUUCCAUGAGUUUUAUAGUUAAGUGUUUCUAUCUUA